Arvicola amphibius (Eurasian water vole) is the source of this 942-nucleotide messenger RNA. RefSeq names its product olfactory receptor 4C12-like. The record is from RefSeq and is a predicted model, not a curated record. The coding region runs from base 13 to 942 and encodes 309 amino acids. Lineage: Eukaryota; Metazoa; Chordata; Mammalia; Rodentia; Cricetidae. Gene Ontology annotation, cellular component: membrane. Gene Ontology annotation, biological process: G protein-coupled receptor signaling pathway. The transcript has a single exon. Gene Ontology annotation, molecular function: olfactory receptor activity; G protein-coupled receptor activity.
CAUACUGCACAGAUGGAGAAUAAAAGGAAUGUGUCUGAAUUCAUCUUGAUAGGUCUUACACAAAACCCCCAAGUGCAGAAAGUAGUGUUUGUGACAUUUUUGGUUCUGUACAUGGUAACAAUUUCAGGCAACCUUCUCAUUGUGGUCACCAUCAUCCUCAGCCGGGCUCUGAGUUCCCCCAUGUACUUCUUCCUGAGCCACCUUUCCUUGAUAGAUAUGAUUUACACUUCCUCUUCAGCUCCAAAGUUGAUUGUGGACUCCUUUCAAGAGAACAAAGUCAUCUCCUUUAAUGGAUGCAUGGCGCAAGUCUAUGCAGAACACAUUUUUGGUGCAACUGAGAUCAUUCUCUUGACAGUGAUGGCCUAUGACCGCUAUGUGGCCAUCUGCAAACCUCUGCACUAUAUGACCAUCAUGAGCUACAAGCUAUGCUUUCUUCUGGUGGGAGUGGCCUGGACCGGAGGGUUUCUCCAUGCAACUAUUCAGAUCCUCUUUACAGUCUGGCUGCCCUUCUGUGGCCCCAACAUCAUAGACCAUUUUAUGUGUGACUUGUACCCAUUGUUGGAACUUGUCUGCAUGGACACACAUACCCUUGGUCUUUUUGUUGCUGCCAACAGUGGGUUCAUCUGCCUAUUUAACUUCCUCCUCUUGAUGGGAUCCUAUGUGGUCAUCCUGCGCUCCCUAAAGAACUAUAGCUUGGAGGGCAGGCGCAAAGCCCUCUCUACCUGUGUGUCUCACAUCACAGUAGUGGUUUUAUUCUUUAUCCCAUGCAUAUUUGUAUAUUUACGACCAGUGAUCACUCUGCCACUUGAUAAGGCCGUCGCUGUCUUUUAUACUAUGGUGGCUCCUAUGCUGAAUCCUUUAAUAUAUACCCUCAGGAAUGCUGAGGUAAAAAAUGCAAUAAGGAAGCUAUGGAGAAAAAAAGUGAGUACAGAAAACAAUUAA